CGCCGGUCAGCACAGCAGACUGGGGACUUGACCCUGCCUGCCGGGCCGCCCCCACCCAUAAGGAGUGAGGGCAUACCCCGAAGCCCACACACUCACUUUCAGCCGAGGCACCUGAGGCCGACUCCCUCCUUGGGGCUUGGGCCGGACCCGGGUGAAGCGCCCCGCCCCCUUCACACCCUUUCUCCCGGCUCUGCUCGACGCCUGAGGGUCCGCGGGGCCCCCACUUCCCAGCACUGCUCCCUUGGAAAACCUGGACACGGGUCCGGUAGGGUCAGCAUCAGCUGUGGCCUCUGCGCCCCCGCUUCCUGCCACCGUGGCGUGUAUGUGUGCUUCUCUGAUAAAGGCCAGGGGCUCUAGCUUUCCUCACGCCCAGGAGCCCACCCAAACCAGGAAUUGAUUGCCUGGAGAAAUGGAUACUUCUCCCUCCAAAAAAUAUCCAGUUAAAAAACGGGUGAAAAUACAUCCAAACACAGUCAUGGUGAAAUAUACGUCUCAUUAUCCUCAGCCUGGGGAUGGUGGAUAUGAAGAAAUCAAUGAAGACUAUGGAAGUUUUAUGGAAGAAAAUCCAAAGAAAGGCCUGCUGAGUGAAAUGAAAAGAAAAGGAAGAACCUUCUUUGGAACCACGGAUACCCGCCCUCCAACAGAAGACCCAGUGACCAAUGAGAUUGGACAGUUCCAAAGCUUUGCAGAAAAAAAUAUUUUUCAAUCCAGAAAAAUGUGGAUAGUGCUGUUUGGAUCUGCUUUGGCUCACGGAUGUGUAGCUCUUAUCACUAGGCUUGUUUCCGAUCGUUCCAAAGUUCCAUCUCUAGAACUGAUUUUUAUCCGUUCUGUUUUGCAGGUCUUAUCUGUGUUAGUUGUGUGUUACUACCAGGAAGCCCCCUUUGGACCAAGUGGAUACAGACUGCGACUUUUCUUUUACGGUGUAUGCAAUGUCAUUUCUAUCACCUGUGCUUAUACAUCAUUUUCAAUAGUUCCUCCCAGCAACGGGACCACUAUGUGGAGAGCCACAACCACCGUCUUCAGUGCCAUUUUGGCUUUUUUACUUGUAGAUGAGAAAAUGGCUUAUGUUGACAUGGUUACAGUGGUUUGCAGCAUCUUAGGUGUUUGUCUUGUCAUGAUCCCCAACAUUGUUGAUGAAGAUAAUUCUUUGUUAAAUGCCUGGAAAGAAGCCUUUGGGUACACUAUGACUGUGAUGGCUGGACUGACCACUGCUCUUUCCAUGAUAGUAUACAGAUCCAUUAAGGAGAAGAUCAGCAUGUGGACUGCACUGUUUACAUUUGGUUGGACUGGGACAGUCUGGGGAAUAUCUACUAUGUUUGUUCUUCAAGAACCCAUCAUCCCAUUAGAUGGAGAAACCUGGAGUUAUCUAAUUGCUAUAUGCAUUUGUUCUACUGCAGCCUUCUUGGGAGUUUAUUAUGCUUUAGACAAAUUCCAUCCAGCUUUGGUCAGCACAGUACAACAUCUGGAGAUUGUGGUAGCAAUGGUGUUGCAGCUUCUAGUGCUACAUAUAUUUCCUAGUGUCUAUGAUGUCUUUGGAGGGGUAAUCAUUAUGAUUAGUGUUUUUGUCCUUGCUGGCUAUAAACUUUACUGGAGGGAUUUAAGAAGGCAGGAUUAUCAGGAAAUACUAGACUCUCCCAUUAAAUGAAUACUUAAUUAUUAUCUUGUUAAUGUUCAGUUACUAAUAGGUACACUGCCAUUUUAAUGUUCACCUAUACAUGUUUUUUUGUGUUGUAUAACUGACAGAGUGCUAUAUAUAAUUAAUAUAUGCAGAUGUAGAAAAAUUUAUUCUAGUCUUCUAAAUAUUAAAUUACGUGGAAUA
Messenger RNA from Cervus elaphus (red deer), 1819 nucleotides. It is a transcript of the gene SLC35G2, whose product is annotated as solute carrier family 35 member G2. Gene Ontology annotation, cellular component: plasma membrane. The transcript has 2 exons. Lineage: Eukaryota; Metazoa; Chordata; Mammalia; Artiodactyla; Cervidae. The record is from RefSeq and is a predicted model, not a curated record. The coding region runs from base 410 to 1645 and encodes 411 amino acids.